Lodderomyces elongisporus is the source of this 1914-nucleotide messenger RNA. It is a transcript of the gene NOP2, whose product is annotated as rRNA (cytosine-C5-)-methyltransferase. The transcript has a single exon. NCBI's taxonomy places the organism in Eukaryota, Fungi, Ascomycota, Pichiomycetes, Serinales, Debaryomycetaceae. Gene Ontology annotation, biological process: rRNA base methylation; maturation of LSU-rRNA. Gene Ontology annotation, molecular function: rRNA (cytosine-C5-)-methyltransferase activity; RNA binding. The coding region runs from base 1 to 1914 and encodes 637 amino acids. The record is from RefSeq and is a predicted model, not a curated record. Gene Ontology annotation, cellular component: nucleolus.
AUGGGUCGUAGAGCAAAGAAUAAGCAAGGAGUACCUCCUACAUUUGAUGAAUUUCAAGCUUCAAAAGCUAAGAAAGAUCAGAAAGGAAAAAGUAAAAGCAAGAUAGAUUCAAGUGCAAAAGUCACCGACGAAAAAACCAAACCUUCAACAAAGAGAAACAGAGAUGAAUUACCAAGUAAUAAAAAUAUUAAGAAGAAGAAAACGGAUACACGUGAUAAUAUAUCAGUAAACAAAAAAGCCGAAAAGGAACUUCCAGAAGUUGAUUUCGAAGAAUUGGCAUCUGCCAAAAAAUCAUUAUUUGACGAUUCAGAUCAGGAAAACGAUGAUAAUGGUGAUGAUGGUGAUAACGAUGAGUUUGAUGUCGAAGAUUUCGAAGGUGAGGAAGGUUUAGAAGAUAUUGAUUCUGAUGAAGAUGAUCGUGCUAGACCGAUGUUUUCAGAUGAUGACGAAGAUGAAGAAGAUUUGGAAGGAUUAAAUGCUCAAAAUAUGGAAUUGUAUUCCAAACAGUUGGACGAAGAAGAAGAACUUGAGGCAGAAGAAGCACAAAAGGAACUUCUUGAAGAGGGCCAGAUACAGCCCAGAGCCAAGGUUUUGCCUACUGAAGAAGAAGAAGAAGAGAUGGCACAAGGUCCACAAGAUGUCACGAUGGUGAGGACACGAAUGCUUGAGAUUGUCAAAGUAUUGGAGAAUUUCAAGACUUUGGCCGAGGAAGGUAGAUCAAGAACAGAUUACGUGACAAGGUUGAUCAAGGAUAUUUGUGAAUACUUUGGUUAUUCAGAGUUUCUUGCUGAUAAAUUGUUUAAUUUGUUUUCACCAGCAGAAGCAAUUGAGUUUUUUGAAGCCAACGAGAUCGCAAGACCAAUUACUAUUAGAACCAACACCUUAAAGACAAGAAGACGUGAUCUUGCUCAAAGUUUGGUGAAUAGAGGUGUUAAUUUGCAGCCCAUUGGAUCAUGGACCAAGGUUGGUUUGCAAAUUUUUGACUCCCAAGUACCUAUUGGUGCUACGCCAGAAUAUUUGGCAGGUCAGUAUAUUCUUCAAGCUGCUUCAUCUUUCUUGCCAGUUAUGGCAUUGGACCCUCAGGAGAAUGAGAGAAUAUUGGAUAUGGCUGCAGCACCGGGUGGUAAAACAACAUAUAUCUCAGCAAUGAUGAAAAAUACCGGUUGUAUUUUUGCAAAUGACGCAAACAAGGCACGUACAAAGUCGUUGAUUGCUAAUAUUCACAGACUUGGCUGCAGGAAUACUAUUGUGUGUAACUAUGAUGCAAGAGAGUUUCCCAAAGUCAUUGGAGGGUUUGACAGAAUUUUGUUGGAUGCACCAUGUUCAGGUACCGGUGUUAUAGCCAAGGAUGAAAGCGUCAAAGUGAGUAGAACUGAAAAGGAUUUUAUACAGAUCCCUCACUUGCAAAAGCAAUUGCUUUUAUCGGCAAUAGACUCAGUUGAUGCUAACUCUCCAACUGGAGGUGUUAUUGUUUACUCUACAUGUUCGGUAGCCGUGGAUGAGAAUGAAGCAGUUGUCGAUUACGCUUUAAGAAAAAGACCAAAUGUUAAACUAGUGGAAACCGGGUUGGCCAUUGGUAAAGAAGGAUUUACCUCUUAUAGAGGAAAGCACUUUAACCCUAAAUUAAAUUUGACAAGAAGAUACUAUCCACACACGUACAAUGUCGAUGGAUUUUAUGUUGCCAAAUUCAAAAAGAUUGCUCCAUCUCCACACGACGUUUCAAAAGCAGGUGCACGCGAAAAGGAAAACGCUGCCAGAGCGGAAGCAGCCGAGGAAGGAAUUAUCCACGACGAUUUUGCUACUUUCGAUAAUGAAGAGGAUGAAGCAUUGAUGGAGAAGUCGAAAAAGAUUAGCUUACGGAAAAAGGGUAUCAAUCCAAAUGCUAAAAAGGACGUGAGCGAUAAAAAGAAGUAG